AUGCCUCUCGAAAAGGAUCUUCUUCAUCCCUCUCCAGAAGAGGAAAAGAGGAAACACAAGAAGAAGCGCCUGGUGCAGAGCCCCAAUUCCUAUUUCAUGGAUGUAAAACACUCAGGAUGCUAUAAAAUCACCACCGUUUUCAGCCAUGCACAAACAGUAGUUUUGUGUGUUGGCUGCUCUACCAUCCUCUGCCAGCCUACAGGAGGAAAAGCAAGGCUUACAGAAGGAUGCUUCUUCAGAUGGAAGUAA
This is a messenger RNA of Cervus elaphus (red deer), 249 nucleotides long. RefSeq names its product 40S ribosomal protein S27-like. Gene Ontology annotation, cellular component: cytosolic small ribosomal subunit; ribosome. Gene Ontology annotation, molecular function: RNA binding; structural constituent of ribosome. The record is from RefSeq and is a predicted model, not a curated record. Gene Ontology annotation, biological process: translation; ribosomal small subunit assembly. The transcript has a single exon. Bases 1 to 249 code for a protein of 82 amino acids. Lineage: Eukaryota; Metazoa; Chordata; Mammalia; Artiodactyla; Cervidae.